CAAAAUGAACGAAUCGUUCAAGAACGACCCAUCACUAGUUACAAACAAACUAGGAAGUGUGUGCGCGAACGUAUUUCGUGUUAUUUUUAAACAUGUCAAAUGAAGUCCGAUAUUGCGACAGGUGCUCGUACCUCUUUCUCAAGUUCUCGUUAAUCAUAUACGCAACAAUUUUCUGGCUGAUAGGGGGCCUUAUUUUAGCCAUUGGCAUUUAUGCGGAGGUGGAGAGGCAACAGUACAAAACGCUGGAAGGAGUAUUCCUGGCUCCUGCCAUUAUCCUCAUUGUGCUCGGUGUGAUCAUGUUCAUCGUCUCCUUCAUCGGGGUUCUGGCAUCUCUCAGAGACAACUUGUGCCUUCUCAAAGUGUUUCUUUACAUGCUGGCUCUCUGUCUUAUUUUGGAGCUCGCCAGUGGGAUUGUUGCUUUGAUCUUUAGGAGACAGACAGAGGACCUUCUCAACAAAAACAUUCGUAAAGGGAUAGUGAAUUACUAUGAUGACCUUGAUUUCAAAAACAUCAUGGACUUUGUUCAGAAAACGUUCAAAUGCUGUGGGGGAACCGACUUCACGGACUGGAAAGUGAACAUGUAUCAUAACUGCUCUGCUCCUGGUCCGCUAGCAUGUGCAGUGCCUUACACCUGUUGUAUAAGCAAGCCUUCUGAAGUUGUUAAUACGAUGUGUGGAUACAAGGUCCUGGAGAAAGAGAGGCUAGAAAAUGUAGAACAGAUCUACACCCGUGGUUGCACGAACGCCGUCUUCAUUUGGUUCAUGGACAACUAUAAAAUCAUGGCUGGAUUUCUUAUGGGCAUCUUAGUUCCUCAGUUUUUUGGUGUGGUCUUUACCUGGCUUUAUAUCACCCGUGUGGAAGAUGCCAUCGAAGAGUAUGGACACUAUAUGGAUGGUCUGCUGGACGGCGGACCCCGGAAAGCCAAGAAACAAAGCAAGUGGGCCAAAUGCUGCAAAUGCAUGCCUUUGUUUGACUGAGUGCAAACUCCUAAAAGAAGCCUUAAAUUGGAGAGUAAAAGGAUUUAUAUAGGUACUGUCAUCUGCUGUGGAUGAAAUGAACACGUUGUAGCACUGCCAAACACAACUGUGCUGUUACUUUUGUACUAUCAGACACUGAUGCAAGCAAGCCAUUUUUGUACUGUCAAUAUCAUUUUCACAGUUACUCUCAGGAUACAUUAUUUCGUCUGUCAUCUGAAAAUGGGUAUUUUUUUGUGUCAAAAUUUACUGAUGCUGGGACUGACCUUCUAUCUCAGGACUAAAUCAGACCUGAAGUAGUAUACUCUGAAUGCCUUUAGAUUUUACACAGCUUAGUUUUGUUUAAUGGGGAAACUUGACACCCUGUCAGUCUCAGGUAAUGAAAUUCCAGGUUUCUUUUUUCUUCACAUAAGUGAACUUCUACCGUUAUAGUCUAUGACAACGGCAGCUACAGUGAUCACAAUAAGAGUGCUGUUUCUUUUGUUUGUACAUUGUGUCUAAGAUGAGUAACGUAUAAAUCCUGACUAUAAAACAUUUCCAAACCUAAAAGCUGUGUAAAUCCAAACCUUUAGUUCACCAUAUUUACUGUAAAAAAAAAAUGUUAUUUGAUAAUCCUUUACUUCCUGAAACGGGUUUUUUCUCUUAAUUUAAUAAAAUACUUUUCAUUAUAUUAUGAGAUGAUUAUGUUUUAAUCUGUGAACCUUUUUCAAACACAACAUAUUUCUGUCAGAGCUGCUUGUGUACAUCUUAUAUAUAUACAUCUUCUGUAGUGUUUUUCGCCAAAGGGUGAUGGUUUUUAUAUUCUCCUCUGUUCUGUUGUCUGCUAUGUCUUUUUAUUUGUACAAAGCAUAAAGACCAUUCAAGUUAACUGCAUAUCUUGACCUGUUUUUAUAAUAAAUACAUAAGAUGGUUCUUUCUUUCAUUAAAAGACAGGAGAAUCACCUGAUGCCAUAUGUAUUUAUUUAAAGUUUGCUAAAAAAUAUUGCAUUAUUCAGCAAAAAAAUUAAAUUGCAUUAAAGUGGAUAAUAAUAUUAAGCCUUAACAUUUUUCUUUUUUUUCGUGGUCUAUAUUUGGAUCUCUCUGCUGUCUUUAUAUGAUUUCUAUGACUGUGUAUUGAGCUGACUGUUAACGCUUGAGUAUUGCCCUGAACACAUUGAGUGUCCUGCUGAAUGAAUAAAUAAAUGAUGUUUACAGAG
This is a messenger RNA of Labeo rohita (rohu), 2170 nucleotides long. RefSeq names its product tetraspanin 15 (gene tspan15). Lineage: Eukaryota; Metazoa; Chordata; Actinopteri; Cypriniformes; Cyprinidae. Gene Ontology annotation, cellular component: membrane. The coding region runs from base 93 to 977 and encodes 294 amino acids. The transcript has 8 exons. The record is from RefSeq and is a predicted model, not a curated record.